AUGGAGGACAACGCCGAGCUUGAAUCUUUCCGCCAGCAAUGGCGCGAGGAGGUCACUCGUCGAUCCAAGCCCAGGCCUGCGCCUCAUGCAACUCCGAUAUCGACUGCCCCGCCCCCGGUUCGCCUGCCGCCCACGCGCCAUGAGGCUUCUCACCGCAAAGAGAUCGAGGAGGAAGGUCCGCCACUUGCUUCCUUUGACCCCGAUGAGCUGGCGCAACAAGUCGGAGAUCUGAGCGUAAAGCCAGACGAAGAUGAUUUCUCACGUCGAGAGGUAUCGGAACCAACGUCUGCUCUGGAGCAUUUCGAAAGAGCGGUUGAGAAGGAAGCCGAAGGCAACUUAGGAGACAGUCUUUCACACUACCGCAAGGCAUACAGGGUGGAUGCCGCUGUGGAUAAGUCCUACCGGAACAAACACUAUGCCCACGUAUGGAAGAAGCCCAAUCAGCCUGCGCCAGUUACCCCUGUUGGGGCGACUCAACAGCCUGCAGAAGUAGCGGUGGUUCCGACACCUGAGCUCAUUGCGUCAUUCGCAGACCUGUCAAUUCCGCAGAGCGAGCCUAUUCUCGAGAAUACACCACCGCCUCCCUGUCCAAUAGCCAAUGUGCCGGCGGAAGUGAUAACGGAGAUUUUACGACAUGUGGCCAUGGACGACCCAUCGACCUUUGGCCGGAUGGCAUUGGUAUGUAAGCGGAUGGCUUAUCAUUUUGCGCAUGAACAACAUAUAUGGAAGCAGGUCUGCCAAGGGCGGAAAUUUGGGUUCCAAGGAAUGCACUAUGACUUCGCAUGCGACCUGCUGGGGGAACCGAUCUUCACACUCGGAGAAAGGUACACUCCUUUCCCUACAGGCAUGCCUGUAGAAGUUCCACGGCCGCUAUCUUCAUGGAGCCAAGUGUUCCAAACGCUCCCUCGAAUUCGUUUCACGGGUGUCUACAUCAGCACGGUCAACUACACUCGGCCUGGUGCUGCCGCUGCAUACUCAAACUUGACAUGGGACAGUCCCAUCCACAUCGUGACCUACUACCGCUAUCUGCGGUUCUAUCCAGAUGGCUCGGUGAUCUCACUGUUGACUUCCACGGAGCCAGUCGAUGUGGUUCCUCACAUCAGCAAGGAGAACGUGAUGGCGGCGCGCGCCCCAGCGCAUCGAAAGCAUCAACGACACCCUUCCGAUGUGGGCCAUUCGCUCUCUGGAGCCGCUGAGUCUAUCCCGCCCAUCGCUAUGAACACACUGAAGCAUGGUCUUCGUGGCCGGUGGCACUUGGCUUCGCCCGUCGACGCAUCCGAAGAUGCCGACACUCCGGCUGAAACCUGGAAGCCUCAUUCGGCAGCAGAAAAGUCCCUCCUUUCUGACGAGCGGGAUCUCGUCAUCGAAACAGAAGGUGUGGAUCCAAAGUACAUAUACACCAUGCAUUUAUCUCUACGCUCCUCGACUGUUCCGAAAGCUCUGCAAGCUGGACCGGCUCCUCCUAAUCCAUCCAAGAAUACCAAGCUGGUCUGGAAGGGAUUCUGGAGUUACAAUAGAUUGACCGAUGACUGGGGUGAAUUUGGUCUUCGCAAUGACCGAGCAUUCGUGUUCCGCCGAGUGCGCGGCUGGGGAUUAGACUGA
Molecule: messenger RNA, 1602 nt
Organism: Penicillium bovifimosum
Lineage: Eukaryota; Fungi; Ascomycota; Eurotiomycetes; Eurotiales; Aspergillaceae
Product: putative F-box protein (Pof7)
Exons: 2
Coding region: 1-1602 (533 amino acids)
Biological process (GO): SCF-dependent proteasomal ubiquitin-dependent protein catabolic process
Cellular component (GO): SCF ubiquitin ligase complex
Molecular function (GO): protein binding
Source: RefSeq, a predicted model, not a curated record